Molecule: messenger RNA, 888 nt
Organism: Adineta steineri
Lineage: Eukaryota; Metazoa; Rotifera; Eurotatoria; Adinetida; Adinetidae
Source: the annotation of a GenBank genome assembly
AUGAAUGAUAGUGUUAUUGUUGCUGGAAGUGGCAAACCGGGAUAUUUAUUAAAGGAUCUCAAUCACCCCCGUGGUUUCUAUAUUGAUGGUAGAGAUCAAAGUAUUUUUAUUGCUGAUAUGAACAAUCAUCGUAUUGUCAAAUGGAAAGUUAAUGCAAUGGAGGGUGAACUUGUUGCAGGUGGUCAUGGUAGUGGCGAUGACAUGGAUCAGUUGUAUCAUCCAACAGAUGUCAUUCUUGAUAAAAACAAAAACUUUCUCAUCAUUUGUGAUUCAUCUAACGCUCGAGUGGUACGCUGGUCUCUAUAUAAUGAUAAAAAUCAAGAAGUAAUGAUUUCUAAUGUUAACUGCUACGGUCUAGCGAUGGAUAAUAAUGGAGAUCUUUAUGUUUCUGAUGAAGAAAAGCAUGAAGUAAAACGAUGGAAACAAGGAGAGAUAAAUGGUAUAAUUGUAGCAGGUGGAAAUGGACGAGGUAAUAAGGUUAAUCAACUCAAUUCUCCUUAUCAUAUUUUCGUUGAUAACGAUUAUUCAGUUUAUAUAGCAGACUUUAAUAAUAAUCGUGUAAUGAAAUGGAUAAAAGAUGCAACCGAAGGAAUUGUUAUUGCUGGUGGAGGAGAUCAAACGAAUAAGCCUUAUCCAUUAUUUCGUCCUUGGGGAGUGAUUGUUGAUCAUGUGGGUAAUAUCUAUGUAUCAGAUAGCGAAUACAACAGAGUAGUACGUUGGUUACCAGAUGCAAUAGUAGAUUGUAUUGUUGUUGGUGGAAAUGGAUUUGGAAGUGGAAUCCAUCAGAUGACAGUUCCUACUGACCUAUCAUUUGAUCGCCAAGGUAAUCUUUAUGUUGCUGAUACAAACAAUCAUCGAUUACAAAGAUUUGACAUUAAUAUUAAAUAA